AUGCAGACUUAUGGUCUUGAGUGGAGACAAGUUACCAGCAUCCUCCUUGACAACUAUGCAGUCAUGAGAGGAAAAAAGUCUGGCCUUGAAACUCAAGCAAGGAAGGAGAACCCAUACCUCCUUGCCGUAUCUGGAGACACAGUGCACAUAGUUUCCAAUGCUGCCAAGGCCCUCAUGAUAAUGGCCUUGAUUUCACUUCUAAUCUUCAGUUUAGCAGUUCAAUUAUCUGGCUGUUUGGUGAAAGAAGAAGGUUGUGCUGCUCUGGUAUCAGCUCUGAGUUCAAACCAUUCACACCUGAGGGAGCUGGAUCUCAGCUACAAUCAACCAGGAGAUUCAGGAGAGAAAGUGCUCUCUGAUACACUCAAACAUCUGGACAAACUCAAUGUGGAUCAUGGAGGAGAGUUCAGGAUCAGAGCAGGACCUCACAAAUACGCCUGUGAUCUCACACUGGAUCCAAACACAGCACACAGAUACCUCGUUCUGUCUGAGGAGAACAGAAAGGUGACGCAUGUGUCUGAGUCACAGUCAUAUCCUGGUCAUCCAGACAGAUUUAAUGUGUGGGAUCAGGUUCUGUGUGAAGAGACUCUGACUGGACGCUGUUACUGGGAGACUGAGUGGAGUGGAGAUGAUGUUCAUAUAUCAGUGGUUUAUAAAGGUAUCAAGAGGAAAGGAUGGAGUGAUGACUGUGUGUUUGGAUGGAAUGAAAACUCCUGGAGUCUGAGCUGCUCUGAUCACAGAUUCACUGUCUGGCACAAUAAAAACUCCACUGUUAUAUCUGCUGCUCCAGGCUCCUGUAAGAGAGCAGGAGUGUAUCUGGACGAGUCGAGCGGCAUUCUGUCCUUCUACAGCGUCUCUGACACAAACACACUCACACACUUACACACACUCACACACACAUUCACCAAACCACUACACGCUGGAUUUAGAUUUCAUAAUUACAACUCUUCAGUGUCUCUGUGUCACAUUAAACACACACACACUGACUGACACACAUCUCUGUCUGUAACAAACACACACACACACACACACACACACACACACACACACACACUGACACACACACUUACACAGACAGACUGACUGACACACACACUUACACACACUCACAGCAACGCAUUCACUCAACCACUACACGCUGGAUUUAGAUUUGAUAAUUACAACUCUUCAGUGUCUCUGUGCCACAUUAAACACACACACACACACACACACACACACACACACAACUGACUGACACAUACACACACACAC
Cyprinus carpio (common carp) is the source of this 1248-nucleotide messenger RNA. Its product is annotated as erythroid membrane-associated protein-like. Bases 1 to 987 code for a protein of 328 amino acids. The record is from RefSeq and is a predicted model, not a curated record. Gene Ontology annotation, molecular function: protein binding. The transcript has 4 exons. NCBI's taxonomy places the organism in Eukaryota, Metazoa, Chordata, Actinopteri, Cypriniformes, Cyprinidae.